Molecule: messenger RNA, 3343 nt
Organism: Sycon ciliatum
Lineage: Eukaryota; Metazoa; Porifera; Calcarea; Leucosolenida; Sycettidae
Product: transmembrane channel-like protein 7
Cellular component (GO): plasma membrane
Molecular function (GO): mechanosensitive monoatomic ion channel activity
Source: RefSeq, a predicted model, not a curated record
CAAGUAACCCCCGCUGGCUAGGGCCAGGGCUAGCUUCAACUCAAAAUAAUCGACUUUAUAGUGGCACCAACACAACCAAGUCGUGCUCAAAGCUGACUAAUUGCUUCUACUUACCGGUUUAGUACCUUCACGAAAGAGAAACUAAGUUACUUGAGGCCCAACCCAAACUUUCCUUUUGUUGCUCUCCAAGUCAAGGUGGAUCAGUAUCCACAGAACGAUCCGACAAGCUGCUCCACAGUCCCAUUGACAUUGUGGCUUAUUUCUACCUUAUCUUUUGUCACUCGGCUCGACAUUGCAUCUUGCCGUCUAAGGUCGAGUGGCCCUUCACCAGCGGGAACUCCUCCGAAGUAUCGGCAGGGAUGUGACCCUGGACCGCGACGAUGUCUCGUUUAUCAGGCCGUUCCAGUAUCUCCUCAGGCUCUGGCUAUCAGCCAUUGCCUACAUUUUCUUGUGAGGUUCCACCAGGCCAAGGGAAGGAGCCGGAGAAUGCUGAUGGAGAAGAGCUGUACGAACAAUGGCCACUGCCAAGUGUGCAGCGAGCAAAGCCGCCACGGAAAUCACCGAAGAAGGGCGCUGGAACUCGCAGCGCUCUGAAACCGCAGCACUUGAGGAAGCCAGCUGCCAGGUCACCGUCACCCAGGGUGACACAUACCAAGAAGAAGAGCAGCUUUAGGGAGAGGCAUGGUUUGGUGGUCAGUACUUAUAGUGGUGAAAAUGACGUGGUAGAUAGGACCAGUUCAUCCCAUGCCACGGCGCUGGGGCAGAAACAUGCAGACCGGCGGCGAGGCUCAACACCACGCAUUUCUUCUGUGGGAAGUAGGCCAGUAGGGAAAUCCCCAGCCAGACAGCAACUCAGGUCUGCGAACGAAGACGAUCACAGCCAUAGCAGUGGUGUAAGACUAACCUCAAACUAUGAUGUCACUUCAGAUACUGUCAGCAACGGUCAGGGGGUACUAUGCCCAUCCAGUCCUGGACGUCGGCAUUGGUCUGCUUCAUCCAGCACGUACAAGUCUAGUUUUGACGAAUCUGCCAGGAGAGGAAGCAGUGCCCAGAACAGGGACAAGCAGCAAGGGCAUUCUGCAGCAGAGAAGCGCCCACGGCAGGACGUACCACAACGUGCGUGGAAUGAAACACCCGUUUACGCUGUCGACAGUGUAACCAGAUCAGGCUGGAGUCUCGAUCAGAAUGAUGAAUACGAGAAAGAAAUGCAGAGAGUAGCGAGUUCUGGUAGCGGCUAUGACGGAGGAGAGUCGUCGCUAGCCGGUCACGUUCACGCCGACCCAGCACGCAUCCUGAAUUCGUUGCCGAGCCGUAACAUCGGACCAAGUCGUGUCAGCGUUCGUCGACUGCGCAACAUCAAGAAGAGUAGGCCAGGCAGUGCCACUGGUACAGUUGACAAAGCAAGCCUUCGCUGUGUGACCACAGCUAGUGGUCGCCAAUACUCUACUGCCGUUUGGAACAAGGCACUGGACACAACAGAUGUACCAAGCCUGUACGACGAAGUCUACCAGAAUGCUGAUGUCAGGCGCCUGUCGACGGUUAGCGAGGACCACGUUUCCACACACGGCAAGUCCAACCACACCAUUGAUGCCAGGCAAGCAAACACGCUUGCGGUGAAGCCCAGCUCAUUCUCCAUCUACAUGGCACCUCAUCACCUAUCUGUCCACGAUGGUGUACCGCAGCUUGGCCCGAGCAAGUCCGUAUUCUCCAUGAGUUAUGUUGGUGCAUCACAGAUUGCUGCAAGCAAGUCUGUCUUCUCCAUGAAUCAUGCCGGUGCAGCUAUGACCGGGAAUCUCCAAUCAAGAAGGGAUCAGCUUGACCAGGCCCGGCAAAAUCCGCCGCCCAGAUCGCGGCUAACAUUCUGGGAUGGAGUUUCAUUUCAAGCUUGGAAGCUGAAGAAGAAGAUACAAGGUCGCUUGAAAGAUGUUUGGUUCACCUUUGGAAUCUGGCGCACUUCAUUGAAGACUAUUGAAGGGAGGUUUGGUAGCAGCGUGGUCGCCUACUUCAGCUUCUUACGAGCCUUGCUCUUUUUGAACUUCUUCCUCACCGUAAUGACCAUAUCGUUUGUGGUGGCACCGCAAAUUGUCAGCGGAGAUAACAGGUCUUUCCUGAACGUCACAGAGUCGUAUCGCUGGGACCAGGUGUUGGUGGACUGCAUUGUGGGACGUGGUGUUCUGCGGGAAUCCAUUGUCUACUACGGCAUAUAUACCGAUCAAAAGGUCGGACCUUUCAACCUGCCGAUCGCAUAUCUUCUCACUGGCCUGCUGGUCCUCGUCACCUCCUUUGCCUGGGUGCUAUGGAGUAUUGGAUUCUCACACCAACAGCAACAGCUGCAGAAGUUCAACACAACGUACAAAUACACCAACAAAGUCUUCAGUGCCUGGGACUUCAACAUCGCUAACGAUGAUACUGCAAAGCUCAAGGCCAUUGCCACCCGCAGAGAGCUGGAGGAAUACGUUGCAGAUGACAAAACAUCACGGCAACGACUAUCCUGGCGUGAAAAGUUUAGACUUUAUCAGAGACGUCUGGUGGUAAACAUUCUUGUGGCAGGCUUUCUGGCCUUGGCUGGUUGGUGCAUCUACCUCACAACUAACCUUUCCAUUGAAGCAACGCGAACUGGUUUGGAGCCAACUCAACAGUCGACAACUGAAACUGCCAUGUACUAUUUGAAAACACUGGCAUCCUCGUUAACGAUAGCUGCAUUCAAUGCCGUUCUUCCGAUUAUCUUCGAGUCCCUGACUGCACUCGAGAAGUGGAGAACACCAAGGCAGGAAGUCAAGUACACUUUGAUGCGGACUGUUUCAAUCCGGUUUGCAUCGCUCGGUGUGCUAGUGGGAUCUCUAUUUCUGCGCCUGAGGAACUGCGACACCAAAAACAUCGUGACGUCUCCGGAGUGUGGGUGCUGGGAGUUGUCUGUUGGCCAGGAAUUUUACCAGCUGGCCGUGCUCAACUAUCUGAUAGUGCUCUUUUCCACACUAUUCGGAGGACUGGGACAGAGACUGAUGUACUCGAAGUGGGAUUGGUAUCAUAACACCAUUGGUCCCCCAAACUUUCCCCUGGUGCGCAACGUCCUGGAUCUACUCUACACGCAGAUGAUUAUCUGGCUUGGUUUCUUCUUCUCGCCCGUCUUGCCGGCAAUUGGUGUGGUGUCACUGUUCUGCUUCUUCUACAUCAAGAAAUGGGCACUGCUCUGGUUCAUGAUACCCUCUACAAAGCCUUACAAGGGUUAUCGCAACAGUCAACUCUUCAAUGGACUGUUACUUCUGGUACUGUGCCUCGCACUCAUACCAAUCGGCAUUGUCGCAUUCGAAGCUCGGCCAUCUUCUCAUUGUGGUCCAUUCAG